This is a messenger RNA of Triplophysa dalaica, 4245 nucleotides long. RefSeq lists its product as uncharacterized. NCBI's taxonomy places the organism in Eukaryota, Metazoa, Chordata, Actinopteri, Cypriniformes, Nemacheilidae. Bases 13 to 3708 code for a protein of 1231 amino acids. The transcript has 26 exons. The record is from RefSeq and is a predicted model, not a curated record.
CCAGGGUUACGAAUGUCCAUUUCAGGGGAUCUUGUCAAUUCAAUGUCAACUCUCACUGCUCUACCCAACAUAAGCAGCUUGGUUGGAGUACUUACCAUUUCUGGCGGUCAAACCGAAGGAGAGCUCACACUUGUUAUAGAUGAUGCUGUAUACGGGUUAGAUCUGACACAUCAGAAUAAGAGGAAGUCCAGGGAGGAUCUGAGUGGGAAUGAAUAUUUGCUGUGUGCACUUUCUACGGACAAGUCACUAUGUGUGAACAUCAGUAGUUCUACACAGCAUGGGUGCAGGCGUCUGCACACCCAACUGUCUCACAUGUUCCCUUGGCAACCAACUGCAGAAGGGCUUCCAUUUAACAGCAGUGCAGAUGUGUAUGUGAACUGGAACGAAAGCAGGAUGUGUGCCGAAAAGAAGCAGCAUGCAGGGGUCCGGGGUAUAAGAGCCACACUGGAGCGACGUUCACAUAACACAGAAACUACAGGACGUUCUCAGGUGAAGUACACAGAGGGGAUUGACGCGGACCACCUGCCAGGGGUCUGUUCUGGACUGGACCGUGGACGCUCUUUGAAAUGCGGAAUUAAAAUCGCUCUUUCGAAAUCUGAGAGUUUCGCAUUUGAUUUUCAAGGUCAUCAUAAUGCCUCAAACAUCGGGCUUAUGAUCAACGUGUCCCACAACGUAUCUGCUUUUAAGCCGUACCUACCCUUUGAGUUUCACUCGCAAUCACAGUUGAGGCAUUCACUUUCUUCAGUUAAGUGUACAGCAGAACUUCUGGUUGGCGAGACUGCUUUGACUUUUGAAGGAGAGCUCACAAGCACAAAAUCUGGCUUUAAGCAAGUGCUGGUGUUCAAUCACUCAAUACCACAGCUAUCAUUGCCUAAAACUAUGACAGUAAGGACCCUCUUUGGUGGAAAGGGAUGGUCUUACAUUCUCACACACAGAGUGCAGUGGGAGAAUCAGUCGACACCCAGCGACCGCUCAGAAGAUGUCACACAGUUACAUCAUCCAAAAAUGACAGGAAAAGCUCAGGGUUGGGGUUUGGAUCUAAGAGUAGAAAAUAAAGCACAGAAAAAACUAGGAGAUCUUAGUUUUGACUGGACUCUGUUUGGAAGCCAUGAGGAGGUCAAAGCUGGAUGCUCAUUGACUUUGGUGAGCAAAGAGAGUGAGACCUCAUUACAGCACAAACAAGCUUUUACCUCAACGCUGUCUCACUUUCACAUACACGCUAUGUCACACGGACCAGCCUAUGGAAAUAGCCACAUCAACCAGGUCCGUGUUUCUUUGGAUCAAGGAAAGCCUAUAAAUGUUUCUGUAACAGUGAGCAAGCAGUGGCAUGAUGAUUCCAGCCGGGGUCAGGCUUGUGUUCUUUUCUCUCCGGGCCAGUUAGAGUCAGUGCUUCCUAUAGUGGAGAUGGAGGGAUGCUUCGCUGUUGCUCAGGAGGGAAAGGCCUACUCCCAAAACACAGAACUCAAAUGGAAGGACAAGAGAAUCACCCAAAGCAUGAAAUACCAGGAAGGGGUCAAAGGAAUGCACACACUUCUUGUGGAGAUGGGGGCUCAGAAUGUCUCUCCAUCUCCCUGCCCUUCUCACAGUCUUCUGACUCAGAUACACACCAACCUGAGGGACCACCUGGAGCACCAUGUUCAGCUAGGGCUAUGUCCAUCACAGCCUGCUUUAAUCUGGUCUGGAUCUCACAGAGUGAACUCAGGCAAGGAGAUGUUAUACACUCACACUCGUCUGUCUGUGUCUGGACACCCUCAACACAACAUCUUCACACUUUCCCUCAGAAAUAUCAGCAGCAGUCAACAAUUCAACUACUCACUGCUCACUGAGUGGCAGGUAGGAAACUGGAGUGUGGAGCUGGCGUGCAGUUCUGUAUUUUCAGGCAGGAAUGUUGAAGUGCAGGUUCAGGCGAGGCUAGACCGCAGUGAGAUGCUGUGGCUGUGGGGGGCUCUGGGGAAACGCUGCCUACAAGUUGCUGCUGGAUACGACAAUGAAACAUCUGAUGAUAUCAAAGUGGCUCUUUGCAUGGAGGGUCAUCAUUGGUUUACCCUGGAGACUCAGAAAGGAGGGCGUGGCAUUGAGAAGGAGACCCUCACUCUCAUCUCUGUAGGAGCAGCCAAUCAGAGUCUGCUGUUUCAAUCUAAGGGAUGCGGGGAAUGCUUGUGGGCCACUGAGGCACGGCUCCAGCAGCUGGGAUCCGGCAUAAGGAGUAAACUUUUGGACAGGGUUCAGAGACUUCACCAUCUUCUGUUAGCAUUCAGAAGACAGUCAAGGGACAGCAUGUUGCUGCAGGAGCUGAGUGAAAUCUCGCUGUCUAUUAACCAACAAACCGAGACCCUCUUGCUCAGAACAGGAGCUCUGUGGAACACCUGGACCUCCAGCCCACUCCGGCACACUCUCACACACAGUAUGCCACACACACUUCGACACCUCCGUGAAAUGUCUCAACAGAUCCAACUUGAACUGAGGAGACCUUUGGCCACACUAGCCGGAGCGUAUCAUGAUGUGACGGGGGAGCGUUUGGACACCGUUUGGCAGCAAGGAGUGGAGCUUUGGACCAGAGACCUGACCGAACUUCUGCCUUCAGUGCUUCACGAUCAUCACCUGAAGAUGCCGUCGCUGACUGCACUGCAGAUAGCGAUCAUCACUUUGGAUAUGGUGAGCCAGCAGACUUUUCAAUGGAUGGAGACCAGAUUGGCUGCAAUGCUGGUUGGACUCAGAAGACAUCUUUCCCUUAUGUACAAGUUCUCUGAAAGUGAGGGUGAGGUUAUUUUCAGAGUGCCGCUUCCCGUCGGCCCCUGGCUGAAGAUGAAAGAGGCUGGUGUGACUGAGGUUCUUCUGGAGGAGUUUGUCCUGAAGCCACUCCUAGCCUUAAACUCUUUGAGUGCCACUGCAGAGCUGUACAGGCUGAAGAGAAGGAUCAUGGACAGUCCUGUCAACCAUCAGGCAUUUCUGGUGGCGGAUGAAUAUUUGGUAUCAUUUGAUGGCCACUUGUUAAAAGUUCCUGCUUCCUGUGAUGUCAUUCUGGCAGCUGAUGUCGUAGAGAACACCUUCAGCGUGCUGCUAAAGUCUGACAGGUUCCGACGUCGCUCGCUCAUGAUCCAGAUGCAAAACACAACAAUUGCAGUUCACCCUAAUGGAGAGGUGGAGGUUAAUUGCCACCUAACGCACACACCAUACACAAACAGUGAAGUGACUAUCAGAAAGGAUAUGAACUUGAUUGAGGUGUCCAAUGCGAAAGGAGUACGGGUUUCAUGUGACCCUCAUAUGGAUGUCUGCAGUUUAAUUAUAGAUGCAUGGCUUCAUGGUCUGUCCGUUGGUCUUUUAGGAACAAAUGAUAAUGAGGCGGUUAAUGAGCUUCCACUGCCAGAUGGCUCCCACACACACAGCGUGACUAAGUUUACUCACAGCUGGCAGUUGGAUUCCAAGUGUGUCAGCACAUCAGGAUUCUGUGAAAAUGGCACCACGGACUCCCCGUCAUGCAAAUCUCUGUUCCUUUCCACCAGUUCACCCCUGAGUCCCUGUUUCAAAGUGGUGGAUCCUGAGCAGUUCAUGCUGGCUUGUGAAAGAUCCGAGUGCGAACGUGUUGGACGUGCAGAUGUUCCUAAACCAGCCUCUUGUACGCUGGCCUAUGCUUUUAUUUAUCUGUGUCACAGAUACUAUGUUCCCCUGGAGCUGCCUGUUCAAUGCGGUCAGUAUGCACAAAUCUAACAUAUUACUCGGUGCAAAUAUGGCAUCUAUAAAAGAUAUCUAAUAAGAUAUUACAUAACAGCUGAAUUAAUUAGUUGCACUGAUGCUGAUUCUAUUGAUGGGGUGUAAGCUGACCCGUUUCACAUACUUUAUACGAUAUGUACAAAGCCUGUUAUUAUUUUACUGUUUUAUUAUGUAACCAAUUAUUUUUGGAGUCUAAGGGGGGAAAACCCCUAAUUGAUUUUUAUGAUUACAGCUCCUGUUAUUGUUUUAACACAAUUUCUAGUUUUCAUCUAAACCUGGUGUAUUUUUAUAUGUAUUUCCAAAUUAAAUAACAUAACUUUUUUAAGUGAUAAACAAAAAAUGUAUAUAUUUCUCAUGUAUAUUCCAUGUACUGUAUAUUCUACAUAGACGUGUGUUAGUGACCAAAUCAUGUCAAUCAACAGUUUAUUUUAUGUUUCGGGUGUGCAUUUUAGAAUAGAUCUAAAACAUCAGCAUAUGAUAACAUAAUACUUCAAAUUUUCCUUUGUGAGUCUACAGUAUGUGUGCAUUAACUUC